Dictyostelium discoideum AX4 is the source of this 1341-nucleotide messenger RNA. RefSeq lists its product as hypothetical. The record is from RefSeq and is a predicted model, not a curated record. Lineage: Eukaryota; Evosea; Eumycetozoa; Dictyosteliales; Dictyosteliaceae. The transcript has 2 exons. Bases 1 to 1341 code for a protein of 446 amino acids.
AUGAUAAAUAACAAAAAUUUUUUUUUUUUUUUUUUUUCAAAAAAUAAUUUUAAUUUAGUAAAUAAUUGCCCUGAGGAUGUCUCAGAAAAGAAAAGUAGUAAUGAUGAAAAUUUAGAGACCAUAGUCCGAGUUUGCUUGCCCACGGAAACCUUUUCAAGAAAUGAUGGUGUCGUUAAUAAUAAUAAUAAUAAUGAAGAUACAACCUCACGUUCAAAGGAAAUUACUCCUAUUCCUCCUCCAUUAGGUCUUGAGGAGAUGGGUAUCCCAAUUACCAAUGGUGAAGGUAAUUUAAUACAAUGGAGUAUUGAUUUUGACGAGUUUGCAAAUGCUUAUUCAUCACGUAUUAAAAAGAAGCUCUUAAAGGCCGGUUUUAGCAAUCAACAAUUAGAAGAAAGUUCAAGAUCCUUCUUUGGCCAUGGGCAAGUGCUUGGCUCAACCAAUGAAUUAACAAUUUAUGAUUCGAGGUGGAAUCCGAUUAAGAGUCAACUAACAGAUUCAAGUACACUCACUUUCUUUGUGUCAACCGAUUUAGAUUCAGUAGAACAAAUAACUGCAAAGAUCGUAAAACCAAAAGAUAUCUCGUUUGAAGGUGGUAAAUUUUCAAUAGAACCAAAUAAAGAUUUUUCUGUUCAAAAGCUUCGUUACUAUCGCUUUGAAACAAAAUUAAAUGGUUAUAAAAUUAGCUAUGGUAAUAGUGUCACCAUAGAGUGUUCGAUUACAGGUUGUAAACGAGCUGAUGGCGAUGGUUGUCAUCGCAAAAACAAAAAACCUAGACCCCAACCAAACAUUUAUAGUCUGGCGCUACCAGAGAUUAAGUUUGUUGGGAAACCACACAGAGUCGAACCUCCAAAAUCAGGUGAAGUAAUAGCAAUAGCUAGAAAAAUUGAUGGUGUGGAAUGUAAAAUAGCUGGCCUCUGCUUUUAUAAAUUAUUUUUACUUUCCAAUUAUUUCAAGGCUGGAAGAUCACAUAACCCUAAUAAACCAAGUGAAUAUGAUAGAAGUGGUGGUUUUCAAGUUGUCCUUACCAUUAAAGAAACAAAUGAUCCCUCUAGCAUUUUCUUGGUGAAACAAUUUAGAAAUUCUCAACUACAUGGGAAUCGUUUUGUUAAUACUGCUCAAAGCUAUGACGAUAACGAUUUGUUCCCCCAUUUCGGUAAUCAUUUUACAAUAGGUGGUGAAUCUUAUAAAAAAAAUCAAAAUAAAUUAUUAAGGUUCACAGAUCAAAAUAUUGCUGAAGUUAUUUUGGCCUUAAAAGAGAAUAGCUUAUACUGUUUAAAUGUAUCAUACGACAAUAAGAAUUUAAUUCAACCAAAUGUGCCCCAAUGCACAUUUAAUACAUAG